Molecule: messenger RNA, 8291 nt
Organism: Triplophysa dalaica
Lineage: Eukaryota; Metazoa; Chordata; Actinopteri; Cypriniformes; Nemacheilidae
Gene: atxn1l
Product: ataxin 1-like
Exons: 3
Coding region: 256-2466 (736 amino acids)
Biological process (GO): regulation of DNA-templated transcription; anatomical structure development
Cellular component (GO): nucleus
Molecular function (GO): protein binding; RNA binding
Source: RefSeq, a predicted model, not a curated record
CGCCGAUGCGCUUCAGUCUGCUGGCCUCUGGAAUGGGCAGAUAUCACCAUCAGCCCUCAGUUUACCGUCGAUUAAUCACACGAACUCCACCAAGAGUCUGUUUUUUUGUACAUCCUCUACACGAUGAUAUGCGGAGGUAAGGUGAUGGAAGAGGCCAGCGGGAGGUUCUCAGAACUCAUUCCAGUGGUGCUAUUUCUGCGGCUGUCUGGCUUUGUCCCUUUCCCUGUUCAGUAACAACGCCCAUUACCUAUCGCCAUGAAGCCUGUCCACGAGCGCAACCAGGAGUGCCUCCCUCCCAAGAAACGGGACCUCCCAGUCAACAACAGUUCCACCACAACCACCACCAACAACAACAGCAGUAGCAUCAACAGUGGGGCGGGAGGAAGUGGCAUGGGGGGCGGUGGAGGAGAAGAGGGCCCAUCUUCACAAAGUUCUGGAGCAAGCGGAGAAGCUCAGAGCGGGGGUGGCGAGUGGAUGCGCGGUCAGCCCAGCAUGCAUUACGGAGUGGAGGGUUCUGAGGGUCUCGUGGGGCUUUCCUUGGACCAGUACAAUAUGCUUUAUAAAGUAGCCCUUCCAACCGGGACCUAUUCCCCAACCAGCUUGCACCCCGUUCUCAGCCACAUUUCUCCUGCUUACACCGUUCCUAGCGUUUCUUACCCUCCGCUUGGCUACAACCCGAUCCCUCAUUCGUCUUUGCAGUUUGUCAGUUCUCCAUACGCGGCGGCAGUCCCCUACGGGUUUGCCAUUCCACAGCCCCACUCUGUUUCCCAUCUCGUACCGUACCAGUCGGUUAUUCAGGAAGGAGUGGUCUCCUCCUCACCGCAGCAGCAGGUACCGUCUCACGCGUACACCAAACUGGCUGUAUCCGCCGGAGUUCCUCUGAUGCUCCCUUCUGAACAGGCGGCUGCGCAAACGCAGCUUGGUACUGUAGGGAUGCUGGCCGCCGAGCUCAGCCCUAGAGGAGUGAACGUAUUGUACCAUCCUGCCGUCAGGGGCCUUCAACCUCAAAGAGAUAUGCACAGCAGCCCACUGGAGCAGGAACGGGAGGUGAACGGAGGUGACCGAGAACAUCGAGAGACCCAUCAAGAUGCAGUUUAUUUUGCCAGAAAUGCACGACUGCUGCACGUAGCUCCUGCGCUUGAGUCGCAGGACAAGACCUUGAAAAGCCGCAGACAGGAGGGGAGGAUCUCACCAGGCCAGCGCAGCACACCGGACAUAGAUCUUGAGGUCCAGCAGGUGGUCGGACGACUGUCCUCUCCAUGUCACGGAACGAGUCGGAAGGAGUCAUCGCAUGUCCCCCUGAACCUGUCCCAGAGGGGUAGAGAGACUCAAAGUGAAGCGAGAACAGCAUAUGCAUCAAAUCCUGCUGAAUCCAGAGCUCAUCAGCCGCAGAUUGUUCAACAACACCACGCUGUGAUUUUGGCCAAUGGGCAGCCUGUUCUGGUGCCCCUGGACUACCAUCAAUACCAACAGCAGCAUUACCCGAGUCAAGCGAAUGACGUGGCGGCCCCCGCUGUUGUCGCUUCUCCAGCAACGUAUGCGAAAGUCGCCGAGGAAACAGCAGCGGUGACGGAGCCUUCACAGCAUCUUCCCGCCUCACCUGCCGGAACUCAUCCUCAAGCACCCGUGCUCGCGCCCAACGGGCCGUCGCACUUUAUGAAGGGCGCCAUCAUCCAGCUGGCUACGGGGGAGUUGAAACGUGUGGAAGAUCUGCAGACUCAGGACUUUGUGCGCAGUGCGGAAAUGAGCGGCGGGCUGAAGAUCGACUCGAGCAUGGUGGUGGACAUCCGCUCCAGUCAGCAGCGGCCUGGUUUAGUGGCCCUGCAAUUUAAUGUAGGGGAACAACAGAGCAAAGUGACUAUAGAUGUACCCCCUGAACAUCCUUUUUUCGUAUUCGGACAGGGCUGGUCGUCGUGUUGCCCCGAGCGGACUGCACAGCUGUACGGUCUCACCUGCCACCAUUUGCAAGUGGGCGAUGUUUGCGUGUCCGUCACGCUGCAGCAGCAAACGGUGUCGCAACAGAAACCGCAACUGCAGGCGCAGGCCAGAACUCCCACCAAAGCCAACUCCACGUCAGGGGUCCCACCUCAGCCAAUGGGUCCCCCUGCCCCCCAACACACACGGCCACAAAGCCAACUGAAGAUGGAACGCAUCCACAGGGAGAGAGACAAGGAGGAGCCCAUGCACGUCUGCGCUUCGAGACACGGCGACGUGCCGCCCAGACCUAACAGGACUUCGGCGGAGCACACUCGAAGCCAGAGCAAUUAUUAUUUGCACACUGAGGGUGGGGCCUCUUCCUUAGGGGCGUCCCAGAGGCGCUGGUCUGCCCCCGGCAUCCAAAGAUACAACAUGAAGAACGAGGAGGGGAAUCUAGCCUCAGCUGCCACCUCUGGCUCCUCCCGCCCAUCCUUUAUCUCUCAGGAGGUCAAACUGUCCAUCGAAGGGCGCUCCAACGCUGGGAAGUAGCAACAGCCAUAGCAGCAAACACGAAAGCAUGAGAUUGUGUAUGGGAGCGACGUGUCGGCGUCGGGUCUAAGGAUGCAAAAUAGGCAGCGUGGAGGAGAGAAUGUAGCCUCAGAAUGUUUGAGAUUUUGCACAUAUUGGAAUAUAUUCCCUUUGCCGCCCCCUUUUCUGUGUUUCUUUGCUUCUGGUCUUAAGCAGAGAAUGGUUGUGUGCCAGGUCAUAGUCACAGCAUCUGCAAUGAUCUGCAUGGGCAGCUUUAUCCAGUAAAUCGCGUACCAAAGCCUACGUCGUCUGCGCGUUCCUGUGGGUGAAAUAUUACGUUUGGCAGCGGUCACUAACGCCAGGCAGUUCUUCUGUAUUUUUUUAAAGAAAGGCCAGGGGAUACAGCCAUAGAAUCUUGACAAGCCUUUGCUCAGUAAUAAAUAGAUAUUUAAAACAAACGGGAACAAAUCCCAGAGGAUCUUUUUUUGGUUAAAAAUGGCAGGCUUCUUUUAACAUCGACUAUUUCCAUAGAUUCUCUGCCCGACUUUUAUUUGCUAAGACCUUAAAACGUGAACAGUUUUAUUGCAUUUUAACACGUCUCUCUCUUUCCAGAGGCGUGUUUGUCGUCACUUUCCUACACUAUCCCCCUGUCCCUGCUUUUACUCAGGGUGCUUCUGCAGAGAACUCCAUUCUAGAGUAUGAGAACAGUUAACCACCGCCGUCACAUCAAUCAAUCGAUCCAACAAUCUUAUUUUUACAAUCGGUAUCCAAAAUUUCUUCAUUUUCAGAUGAAAUCCAGCGCCCGUGUCACAAGUGCACGCUGCACAACAUCGCGCUUUUUUAUUCGUCUGUAAGGAUUUCUUUUUGCAUUCCAGCUUUAACCCGUUGGAUUGAUCAUUACCAGCCUAGAAAACAGUCUGUCGAUAUUACCUCACGGGUUGGAAGCAUCCUUCAUUCUAAUUAUUAACUUUUUAUCUCCUGCAUUUUCUGAAGAUAACAUGUGGCGCCCGCCCAAACCCCCCUGCUCGCGAAGCUAAGACCAAAUGCCGAACAGGUUGUAGCUCCUUGCGAAUGGCCUGUUCAUGUGGAAGUGGAAGCGUGCAGGUUGAAAUGAAGUCGUCCCUUUGGAAGCGGUGUAGACGCACUGCUGUUGGGUGUUGACGAACCCGGCUCAGUUACCAAACAAAGCAAUAGUUUCAGAAGACAAGGCUGGGUUUUUACACAUUUUCAUGUUUUUUUUAUAUCCUGUACAGGGUGGUUAAGUAGAGAUGUUUUUAACCUUGUCUUGCACUUCUCUUGGUUUUGUAUGACGCAGUUUUCCUUUGUGAUUCAAACAGUUACCACAGGACGCAUGUGAUGAUUUCGAAAUGACGUUAAACAUUUUUAUUUGUGACCAGUUGUGUCUUCAGAGAUAAGUAAUAUAAAAGCACACGUUUUUCUUAAAGACUCAAAGAUCGGUAGCUCAGAGUUAUGGAUCUGUUUUUAUUCUUUACAUAUGGAUUUUGGUCCCUUACAUAAAAAAGAAAUUCACACAUGGUGAAAUAUUCACAGUAGAUGAAACAUUGAAUAUGAUUGGCAGUUUUUUUUGACGCAGCGCUCUAUAUUUACUUUCAGUUUUAACAUUGAAAACUUUCACAUCACGCCUGGUUAAGAUACUGUACGUUUGUCUUAAAUGAGCUCUUCUUCAAAAGAAUUUAUUCAUUUCAAAUCUGUGCUGAAGUUUAUAAGGUCUUUUCAUUGCUUUCUGUGAUUUUGUGUAUUAUUGUACAGUAUUUCAUUAGAUCUCCUCUGCAAUAUUUCCCAUGAGUGGUUUGUUUAAACUUCUGCAGGUUUCGAAUUGCACAGAUACGUUCACCAUUCACACUGACCUGUUACCGGGAAUCGACUAUGAUGUGUUUUUAUUCUUUAAUAAUGUAAUGGUUGUGAGUUUUUGUUUGUGUAUUCUGUGGUUUUUGGCUCGAGAGAAACUGACAGGCAAGGUUCACACUGUUUACAAAUGCUGCAGUUUAAGUCUGUCGCAGUUACUGAACGUCUUCAAAUGGAUGAAAUCGCGACUUAAGUGCAAUUAGACCAAAUAUUAAAUGUUAGGAAAACCAUGUUUUAUUUCAAACAGCAUUCCAAAAGAGCCUGACAUUCCCAAUUUUUCUAUCGCAGAUCACAGGAGUUCCUUAUCUUAGUUUCUCGGUGUUUCUACUUGUCUGAUUUGACGUUUUUAUUUCCUCUUUGGGACGGAUUCUGUACACCUGCAUUUUUGUGUAUUGGCAGUUGUUUGGCAGGAUCGACUUUAAUUUUUUUUAGAGAAGGUUCUUUUGGGUAAGAGAUAAUAUCUAUUUGAAUAAAUGUAGCAUUAGUGUUCGACUAGUUGGUUUUUAAAUUUACUCCAAACUGCAUGGACCUCAAUUAUUGCAGACCUCUGACAUGAAGUUCUCUUCAGACUGAUGACAAAAUCGCAAUGCGUGUUCCAGCCAAAGCAGUAUUUGGUUUUGUCUCUUUCUUUGGUUUAAAUCCAUACGUUCUUAGCAUUUACAAAGAAUAUGAUGAACACCUGUAAUGUGGUUUUGUGAGGUAAGUCAUGGUAUUUUGUUUGGAGACAUCCCAAUCCUUCUAUAAAGAGCUCCCACUUUCAUGCUGUUUAUAGUUUGGUCUUAGAUCUAGUUCACAUUCAUUCCAUUUUCUUCCUGAACAUUUCUGUGGCACUUUGGAGCUCUUUAUAGCCUUCACGUUGGGCCAAUCCUUGUUGUUCUGUUCACCGUGGACCGUGCUGUCCACUUACGUCUUAUGUAGUAUUUUACUCACACAUAGACAGGAGAGCUGAAAUGUCAAAAUGUUAUACAAGUGAAAAGCAGUACAAAACCAUUGCCAUUCUUAAGUAAAAGUAUUCGACUUAAUAUGAGCAAUAUUUCCCCUUAAAUACCUGAAAGAUUUCAAGUGAGCUAUGCAGUAGAGACUCAGACAGACACCUAUGCGUGAUCGAUGCAAGAUGAAUUUGGUUUUUCCAUUGCUCCUUGUUCAGUUUGUCUGCGGUCUGUUCACAGAACUCAGUUUCAAGAAACUUCUAUAUCAUGAAUCAUUCUUUAUGUUCUUCAACAGGCUUGGCGACCUUUGUUAUCCGCGUAUUAUCUUGCAGCCAUGUCACAUAACUUGAAGCUUACCGUUGCUUGUUUGGUGCUGUAUGUUGUUGUCAGAAACGGUGCACUUGUUCAUUCUUUUUCAAAUGCACUGCCUUACCCAGCCGUCUUGGGUCAACCUUGAUCUUUGUGACAGAGGCAGGUUGACUUUGUCCCGUGCACUGUAUACAGAUUAGUCGACGCUACAUCUGUGCCUUCCCGACGUCUUAAAUGCACCCUGUCGGUCUUAUUUCGCUUUUUUCUUCUGGGUGAUUCGAGCAUCAGCCGCUUUGUUCAAUCUUUCACUUUGCAUCCCGUGUCAUAUCUCACAUGCUUUAUUCUGUGUUUCCUAUAGACAGUACUCUGUAUGGAUGUGAAAAUUAAUCAAAUCAUGUCCUUACCUCACUUUAUGCAUGAAUCACAGCGCCCCCUUUGGCGAAGGUGUUUUGCGUCCCAUUGAGGGUGCUUGUUUAUUUUGAAUAUUCUUCCGAAAGCACAUACGAGACACCACAUCUGUUGUCCAAAGUAAGAGCGCGUUGGAGCAUUUUUAGUUCGGAUGACAGAGCAUCACAUUCGCCAAAUCCUCUUGUUUUUCCAAUGCGGCUUGUGGCGCAACAUCAUUUUAAAUUUUUAGCAUUCUCGCUGUGUUCGUCGAAUUAACCCACACAACCUGUGUCCACUGAGUUCUUCUAUUGAGCUUCACCCAAUCACGUAUCAUAGACGUAUAUGCAACGCAACGUUCUGCACUUAUUUUCCCUCUCCUGUAGUGUUAACAGCAAACGCUCUUGUUGUCACUUAAAAAUUCGAAAUCACGUAAAACAAUCAAAACAAUUUGUAUGUUUGUACAGAUCUUUAACUUUUGUAUAGUAUUAGCUUGUCAGUAACGCCUUAAGAUGAGUAUCGUUCACAUCGAUAGAAUGAUGCUUGUGACUCCCCUUUCCUACCAACAACGUCACAAGGUUUCACCUGGAGACAAGGUCUCCUUCAGUUGUGGUUGUUUUUUGGAAGACCGCCAACUCCUCAGUAAGGGUUUUAAUGUGGGUCGGGUUGCACUGACGGAUUGUAAGAUUAUGUUUUUUUGGACUAGCUCAUAAUGUGUAUCUCAUUGGACACAAUAUAAGCUUGCUAUAAAAUCUUUAAUGUUUUAUUUAUAUUUUGCUUUGGUCAGUGAAGAGAGCCAUGACAAUAGUUGCUUUGCACUGUUGACACAUCCCUGAUUCCAAUCCAGGAAAUUUCUCCUCACUUGCAUGAUACAUGCGAUUAGAAAGAAGAUGCAUGUACUGUUUCUCUUUAGAGAAAGUGUCAGGUAUUAUAAUUGGGUAAAUCUCCAAAAUCUCUCAAGAAUCUUGUAUGGGUCAUAUUUCAUCCCAAAGUAUAUCAAUUUAUAUAAAUAAACAAAUUGUGGGGCAAAAAUUGUAAUGUUAAUUUUGAAUAUGCAUAUAUUGCAUUCAUUAUUACAUGCAGUAAUAUGAAUUUAGAGCAUCAAAUUUAUAAAACACGUGAGAAUAAAAAGAAAAAAAAUGGUAUCAGAUGGCUAAAAAUAGACAUAAAUAACGUUUGAUUUUUUUAGUUUGGAGUGAAACGUGAUCCAAACUUUCUUUGUGAGAUUCACUUACUUUUAUUUUUCUGAGCAUCACUAUUAAGGUAAUAUAGCGGAUGCUGCAUGGUCAGUAAAUUAACUGAAGCUAAAUUUUCAGUUGGUAUCACAAGAUAAUUUCCUAUUAACACAGCAUUCCAUCUCUGUAGUUAUAGUUUGGGCAGAGAGUCCUGCUGAAUCCUGGGAAUGUUUCUAGAAAGUCCAUUUAGUCUCCCUGUUCAUAGUGCACCUAAAAUGAGAAUUUCACUCUGAACAGACGUGUUUGUGAAGUGCGAGACUGGGCGAAAGUUGCAUGGGGUUAAGAUCAAUGCUCAGUUUUUGAGUGAGUUACAUAGCAUCAUUGCUUCAGAUAUAUAUAUCAUAAUUUAAAAAAGGCUUUAUACACUCAAUGAAUGGUGUAAUGAUUUCUGUAUAAGUGUAAAACCCAGACAGAACGUGUGGCAUAGCAGGCCAGAGUCAGUCGUACGGGCUGAAAUCAGGUUUUUAACGGUUUCAAUGUUUUGAUUUAUAUAGAAACGAUUAUAUACACUCGAAUUUGACAUUGUACUUCUUGGCACUAAGUGACACUGCUUUUAAUGUGAUGUGUGACCAGUUUUAAAUGAGAUGGCAUCUUUCUCAAAUGCAUAAAAGUCUGCAAAAUAUAUGCAAUGAUGUAUGUGUAAUAUUCAAUCCUCAAGUAUAAUCCAGGUUGUAUAAACUUUGUAUAGUACGUUUUAAUAUCGUAUGGCCGUACCAAUAUGUAUUAAUUCUUCUCAAAAGCCUUAGAGUUGUCUACCCAAAGUGCUCCCUUAGACUACCCUACACCUACCUGAACUUUACAAAGCAUUAAUAACUAUAUUUUGUUGCUUUUUUAUUUGUACCCAUUUUUUGAAUAAAAUAGAUUUGUACUGUAUAUUUGUACCUCUCUGUGAACUACUUAGGCCUGUUUCGUUUUUUUUCUUGUUUUAAUUCUAUGUAAGGACACAAAGAUAUUGUAUUUUUAUUGUUACAGCUAACUUCUUGGAAACAUUGCAUUUAUCAUGUUUGUUAAGUAAACACAAUAUAAUAUAUAUUAUAUCUAUAUAAUAUUAACAUGCUGGCUUGACGUUGUCUGUGUUUUUCUUAAUGCAAUUCAUUCUGUCAGUAAAAAACAUACACCAUGA